GAGCCAUCGAGCUGACGGAGCCAGGCAGCGGAUUUCUGUCCACUGCACAUUCAAAGUUCUCAGCACACUGACUUUGACCGAAGAAACAUGUCUAUACUCAGGCUGAGGAGAAUCAGGAACUUGACUCUGCUGUUUUGUGUCAUCACAUUUACAAUGAUUCUGUUCAGCUACAGUCUCUGGGACCCGUCCCUCUUAUUCUCCAAGCACGCCCUUCACCCCAAACGGCCGUGUUCCUGUCGACAUUGCUUGACAGAUCUGGAUGAUGACCCCUGGAAUGCUGAUCACUUCAAUCGGUCCAUCCACCCUCUGAUGACCAGAGAGAACAGCGUCCUCUCUGAGGAAACCUUCAAAUGGUGGCAGUCGUUGCAGUCAGGGAUGAAGCCGGCCAACUACAGCGAAGUGGUGGAGGAGCUGUUCCAAGUCAUCCCUGAUGAGGUGCUCUACAUGGACGCUAGGCCCGAGCGCUGCAGGACCUGCAGUGUGGUGGGGAACUCGGGGAACCUGAAGGGGUCAGAGUACGGCGACCUCAUCGACUCUAGCAAGUUCAUCUUCAGAAUGAACAUGGCUCCCACCAGUGGCUUCGAGGAGGAUGUGGGAACCAGAACAACUCAUCAUUUUUUGUAUCCAGAGAGCGCCAUCGACCUGGACAACAACACCAGACUAGUUCUGAUCCCUUACAAGACUCUGGAUCUUCAGUGGCUCAUUAGUGCCCUCACCACAGGCACUAUUAAACACACCUAUUUACCUGUCGUUCCCAGGAUAAAAGCAAACAGAGAUAAGGUGUUAAUUUACAACCCCACAUUUUUCAAAUACGUCUACGAUUCUUGGCUAGAGGGGCACGGACGUUACCCUUCGACCGGCUUCCUCAGCUUAGUGCUCGCUCUCCACAUAUGUGAUGAGGUCAGUGUGUUUGGAUUUGGGGCCGACCAGUCCGGAAGCUGGCACCACUAUUGGGAGAAUAACAACAUGAAACACACGGGGGUCCACGACGGAGAUUACGAACACAACAUCACCAUGCUGCUGGUGGAGAAGCACAAAAUCAAAAUGUUUCACGGCACAUGAUACCAACCCUGUUGUGUGCAGUGGGACGAACCUCACACACUCACCGACAGCCUUUCAAUGAUGAUUUUCCCUUCACCUCACGAUGGAAGAACACUUCAAUGAUUUCCAAGGACAUUGUCGAAUGAACUCGUCUCGUCUUUACAGCUCUCUGUUGCUUGCUGGAGCUACUGUUUGAGAAGUGUCACUCCUAUUUACCAACCCACGUUUUCUCUUUGAUCCCAGAAAAAGACCCUGACACGCCGUCAAGUCAAGACUAAAGCAACACUGCCACUUGUUUCAGGGCGUUCUCAUAUUAUGUACAAUCGCUUUGCAACAUGCCUCAGUGUGAUCGUCCUCCCCCUCUCCGCCUGCCACUCAGCCUCUACAUAAGUAGUGUUAUUCUGUACCUGAAUACACACGCACAUCUGCACACUCUGAUACAGUGGGCUGUGUUAUGCAGCUAGUUGGUUUGUGUUCCAUUCAAACCAUAUACUGUAUUUAAAAAACGGACGUCAUGAAAGCCCCUCUAAAGCAGGGGUGUCCAACCUACGGCCCAGGGGCCAACUGCGGCCCGCUAUCCAUUUUUAAUUGGCCCGCAUCAAAAAAUAUUUACAUUUUUAAAAAAAAAUAAUAAUUCUUAUAGCACUUUGUAGUUUUGCUUUAUUUUUGGGGAAAUUGUACUUCCUUGAAUCUUGUUGUUCUGGGUUUUUACCCUUGGGUUGAAUGCACUUAUUGUAAGUCGCUUUGGAUAAAAGCAUCAGCUAAAUGAAAUGUAAUGUAAUGGACUAUGGCCCAGUGUAUUGCACUUCUCAGUUAAGACGCUAGGUGGCGCCCAACUCACCCCUGACCAACGCGUCUGAUGCGCACUGUCAACAGUCCGCUCCAGGGCAAGGGGGCGUGGCGGCGCGAGUGGCCCAGACCUUCGUAUUUUUUUCUGUAUGUUGCCCUCGGGAUGAAAAGUUUGGACACCCCUGCUACAAAGUGAAGCCAAAGCAUUGUGAUCGCCACCUGAUGGCUGGCUGUGGUAUUGGUCAUAAAUCCUGCCUCCUCUAUGUUACUGGAUGAGACAUGGGCCAAACUAAAAAUCCAAAGAACACGUGAUGGUUUAUGGAGUUAUUAUCACACUGAUGUUUGUUCAAGUGACAUUUUUUUACCCAAAUUAUUUUUCUCUUAUUUGAUGACAUAUAUAAACAGGUUGAGAUGUCAUGAUUGACAGCUGAGACUGACUCACAAUUGGUCAAGUUACGUCAGUUGAGGGAGGAAGUUGUUAGCAUAGGGUUUGGGUUAGGGGUUAGAUCUUUAUAUCUUCUAUGGUUUUGCCAAUAAACACAAAGAGGAGUACACCUGCAAUUGUGUCAUCAGGAAUGCAACGUUAUUUUCUGUUGUCAGACUUUUCUUUUCAGAAGUGGCACAUACUUCAUAUUCCAAGUCUUGGCAUUUCUUGUGUCUUGUUUAGUUUUGAUUGUAGCCUAUUUUUUCAUGUACCCAAGUUACAGGACAAACAUUUAAUUUAUUUUCUAGACUUUAGAGACAUUUACUCUGUCCCAAUUCAGGCUCUGCAUCCUUCGGGGUGGGAAGGAGACAGCCUGCGUGGGCCACGUAGAACAGGAAGGCCGAACCGAAAUUUGACGGUCUGGUCUAUCAAUCAAUCAAUCAAUCAAUCAAUCAAAUUUUAUUUGUAUAGCCCAUAUUCACAAAACACAAUUUGUCUCAUAGGGCUUUAACAUGGUGUGACAUCCUUUGCCCUUAACCCUCAACAAGAGUAAGGAAAAACUACUAAAAAACCCUUUUAACAGGGUAAACAUAACGUAGAAACCUCAGAGAGAGACACAUGUGAGCGACGUGGUCUACAGGGGAUUUCUGUUAUCGGUGUCUUUUUAUGUAUUUUAACUCAUUGAUUAUGGCCUCUACAUUAUCCUGGACUUCUGAAAUUAAGUGUUUAAAUUUUGAUUAUUGAUUCCAUGUGUUUAUUUUUGUGUUUAGAUUUAUGUUUUCUCCCUGAGUUCUUUUUCCUGUUUUAUUUUGUAGUUUCUGCUCCCUGUGUGUUUUCCACCUUUGCUUCAUGUUUUUGUUCUGUUUCCCGCCCUUGAGAUUGUCUGCACCAGUUCCUCAUGUGUUUCACCAUGACCAAUGCUUUUUUGUUCAUAAACUUUUAUUAUUUUUUUGCUUUUCUAUUUGAGGACUUUUGUCAGCCCUGCCUCUUGUUUUCCAGGGCAUUUUGGUAUGUGGAUUUUUUGCCUCAUUAAAGGACACUUUUAGUUCAA
Molecule: messenger RNA, 3305 nt
Organism: Limanda limanda (common dab)
Lineage: Eukaryota; Metazoa; Chordata; Actinopteri; Pleuronectiformes; Pleuronectidae
Product: CMP-N-acetylneuraminate-beta-galactosamide-alpha-2,3-sialyltransferase 1-like
Exons: 6
Coding region: 88-1062 (324 amino acids)
Molecular function (GO): beta-galactoside (CMP) alpha-2,3-sialyltransferase activity
Source: RefSeq, a predicted model, not a curated record